AAGGAACCAGUAAUCGCGCUCUCUACAUUUUGGUAUAUCUUUGUGCUAACGUGCGCGAUUGAGUGAUCAACGCCUCAUCAGAAAAGAAAGGCCAACAGUGGUGCAUUUUAGCGACCCACCAUAGUCGGAGCAGAGCUUUUUGUAUUGUAGGUUGAGAAUUCAUCAAGGAAGAAGGAAUGUCUCCUAAUUUGUAAAUUCGCUGAAAAGAAGAAGAAGAAGAAGAAGAAAAAAAAAACCAAAACAAACAACAAAUAACAACCAUCUCUCUCAUUCUCUCUGAAAUCUCCAUGGCCUUUCAUUCCUGAGCUCUUUGGAGAUCUCUUUAUCUCCCCUUGACUCUCUGUGUCUUUCUAUUCCGUGAUCUGGUUCAUUUUUUUUUUCUACUCGUCGAUUUUUCCAUGGCUGCUCCACCUGCGAGGGCUCGAGCGGAUUACGAUUACCUCAUAAAGCUUCUAUUGAUCGGCGACAGUGGGGUGGGCAAGAGUUGCCUUCUUUUACGUUUCUCAGAUGGUUCCUUCACUACUAGUUUUAUCACCACCAUUGGUAUUGAUUUCAAGAUAAGAACUAUUGAGCUUGAUGGCAAAAGAAUUAAGCUUCAAAUUUGGGAUACCGCUGGUCAGGAACGGUUCCGAACAAUUACAACAGCUUACUAUCGUGGAGCAAUGGGUAUUUUGCUAGUUUAUGAUGUUACUGAUGAAUCAUCUUUCAACAACAUCAGGAAUUGGAUUCGCAACAUUGAACAGCAUGCUUCUGAUAAUGUUAACAAGAUAUUGGUGGGGAACAAGGCUGACAUGGAUGAAAGCAAAAGGGCUGUCCCCACAUCUAAGGGCCAAGCACUUGCUGAUGAGUACGGUAUCAAGUUCUUUGAAACUAGUGCGAAGACAAAUCUAAAUGUCGAGGAAGUUUUCUUUUCAAUAGCAAGGGAUAUAAAGCAAAGGCUUGCUGAUAUGGACUCGAGGGCUGAGCCAACAACAAUUAAGAUUAAUCAACCAGGCCAGGCAGGGGGGGCUGGUGAAGCUGCCCAAAAAUCAGCUUGCUGCGGAUCAUAAGAUCAAAUUAAUUUUUAGCGGGCAUUAAUUGCAGGUGACACUUAUGUCUGAAAAAAGAAGGAAAAGUACAAAAAACUAGUUCUGAUGACAGGAUGAUGGGUGUUUGUAAUUUUUUUUUUCUUUUGUCAUUCUUUUUGAAUCUUGUUUUAGUGGGUAAGGUAGCUUAUUGUUAUAGAUUACAUUUUGUGGUAAAGAAUUGUGCAUCUUGUGGCACACUUCUUUUCCCCUUCUUCGGUGUCUGAUUUCUUCUUUCUUUGUGACGUACUGGAGACCUUGUUAGAGUUUCUUUGUAAUGUAGAAAGACAAUUAUAAAUGGCUUUUUAAGUAGAAUAUUUAAAAAAUUGCACUGUAGAAAA
Molecule: messenger RNA, 1405 nt
Organism: Hevea brasiliensis (rubber tree)
Lineage: Eukaryota; Viridiplantae; Streptophyta; Magnoliopsida; Malpighiales; Euphorbiaceae
Product: ras-related protein RABE1c
Exons: 8
Coding region: 399-1049 (216 amino acids)
Biological process (GO): protein secretion; regulation of exocytosis
Cellular component (GO): plasma membrane
Molecular function (GO): GTPase activity; GTP binding
Source: RefSeq, a predicted model, not a curated record